This is a messenger RNA of Rhinocladiella mackenziei CBS 650.93, 1356 nucleotides long. RefSeq names its product methionine aminopeptidase 2-2. NCBI's taxonomy places the organism in Eukaryota, Fungi, Ascomycota, Eurotiomycetes, Chaetothyriales, Herpotrichiellaceae. Gene Ontology annotation, biological process: proteolysis. Bases 1 to 1356 code for a protein of 451 amino acids. The record is from RefSeq and is a predicted model, not a curated record. The transcript has a single exon. Gene Ontology annotation, molecular function: metalloaminopeptidase activity.
AUGGCUGCCAAAGCAGCAGACGAGCUCUCGAAGCUCGCACUAAAUGGCACCGCCAAUCAACCCAACCCACAAGUCAACGGCACAAACGGCGUUAAUGGCCACUUAUCAGAUCAAGACGAUUCGGAUGACGACAAAGACGACGAUGCCACUGCUGCCGCCAACAGGGCACACGACAACACUGCCAGCGGGACCGUAAAGAAGAAAAAGAAGAAGAAGCCCAAAAAGAAGAAGGCAGGCGGUGCAAAGGUUCAAUCUGACCCGCCCCGUGUGCCUAUCAGCCAACUCUUCCCUAAUGGCACAUACCCUGUUGGCGAAGAGGUGGAAUACAAGAACGACAAUGCCUAUCGCACCACGAAUGAGGAGAAACGCCAUCUCGACCGCAUGAACAAUGACUUCCUCCAGGAAUACCGCCAGGGCGCCGAGGUGCACCGCCAAGUCCGUAAAUGGGUGCAUGAGCACGUGAAGCCCGGCAUGAGCUUGACGGAGAUUGCAGAAGGGAUUGAAGACGGGACUCGCGCUCUCACGGGCCAUUGGGGCCUUGAAGAAGGAGACAAUAUCAAAGGCGGUGUGGGCUUCCCCACGGGUUUGAGCAUCAAUCACAUUGCUGCACACUAUACCCCCAACGCCGGGAACAAAUGGAUCCUAGGCGAGAAGGAUGUGAUGAAAGUUGAUUUCGGAGUCCACGUCAACGGAAGAAUUGUGGACUCGGCAUUCACGAUGGCGUUUGAUCCAAAAUACGACAAUCUGCUUGCGGCGGUCAAGGACGCUACAAACACCGGGGUUCGGGAAGCCGGCAUCGAUGUGCGGGUCUGCGACAUUGGCGCCGCAAUUCAAGAGGCAAUGGAGUCGUACGAAGUCGAGCUCGAUGGCAAAACGUACCCUGUCAAAGCGAUCAGGAAUCUCAACGGGCACGACAUCGUGCAGUACAGCAUUCACGGUGGCAAAUCCGUGCCCAUCGUCAAGGGAGGCGAUCAAACCAAGAUGGAAGAAGGCGAGAUCUUUGCCAUCGAGACCUUCGGCUCCACCGGACGCGGCUACGUCGUCGAUGACCUCGAGGUCUCGCAUUACGCCAUGCGCUCUGAUCCUCCCAAUGUACCAUUACGUGUCCAGUCUGCGAGAUCCCUUCUCAAUGUGAUCAAGAAGAACUUCGGCACCAUUCCAUUCUGCCGUCGCUACCUUGAUCGUCUUGGCCAGGAGAAGUAUUUGCUCGGCUUGAAUAAUUUGGUCAGCUCGGGCAUUGUCGAGUCGUACCCGCCCCUUGUCGAUGUCAAGGGCAGCUACACUGCUCAGUUCGAGCAUACAAUCUUGUUGAGGCCUACAGUUAAGGAGGUCAUUAGCCGUGGUGAUGAUUAUUAA